Molecule: messenger RNA, 2058 nt
Organism: Dracunculus medinensis (Guinea worm)
Lineage: Eukaryota; Metazoa; Nematoda; Chromadorea; Rhabditida; Dracunculidae
Source: the annotation of a GenBank genome assembly
AUGGCUCUUUUAAGUGAAAUAGCAUGUCGUGUAAUCAAAACUUGUCGAGCUAUGGGUAUCAAAACUGUAGCGGUUCAUUCGGAUGUGGAUAGUGCGUCACUACACGUUAAAUUAGCAGAUGAAGCUGUUUGUGUGGGUACAGCACCGACUAGUGAAUCGUAUCUCCGUGCUGAUAGAAUUUUGCAAGCUGUUAAGGAUACCGGAGCUCAAGCAGUACAUCCCGGUUAUGGUUUCCUUUCAGAGAACACUGAUUUUGCUGCAAAACUCGAGGAAACUGGUGCAGUUUUUAUUGGACCGAACUCAAAAGCAAUACUUGCUAUGGGUGAUAAAAUCCAUUCAAAACGAAUUGCUACUGAAGCUCGCGUGAAUAUGAUUCCAGGUUAUGACGGAGAAAUCGAUGAUGAAGAUCAAUGCGUCAAAGUUGCAAAUGAUAUUGGUUAUCCGGUUAUGAUCAAGGCUUCAGCUGGUGGUGGUGGUAAAGGAAUGCGUAUUGCGUGGAACGAUAAAGAAGCUCGAGAUGGAUAUCGUCUUUCCAAGCAAGAAGCCAAGUCAUCUUUCGGUGAUGAUCGUAUGCUUGUUGAGAAAUUCAUUGAUAAUCCUCGUCACAUUGAAAUGCAAGUUUUAUGUGAUAAGCAUGGAAAUGCUCUCUGGUUGAAUGAGCGUGAAUGUUCUAUUCAAAGGCGUAAUCAAAAGGUUAUCGAAGAAGCUCCAUCAUCGUUUGUGGAUCCUGAUAUGCGUAAAAGAAUGGGCGCUCAAGCAACUCAGCUCGCCAUUGCUGUUGGUUAUGACUCCGCUGGUACCGUAGAAUUUCUUGUUGAUUCGAAAAAAAAUUUCUAUUUUUUGGAGAUGAACACUCGUCUCCAAGUUGAACAUCCAAUCACAGAAGCUAUUACCGGCUUGGACAUUGUUCAACAAAUGUUACGCGUUGCUUAUGGCCAUAAGUUGAAAAUCACGCAAAACGAUAUUGGUAUUAGAGGUUGGGCAUUUGAGUGUCGUGUUUACGCAGAGGAUCCUUAUAAAGGAUUUGGUUUACCGUCAGUUGGGCGCCUUACGAAAUACGAAGAGCCUCACCGCAAUGUAAAAGGAGUGCGUUGUGAUUCGGGUAUACGCGAAGGAUCUGAAAUUUCUAUCUACUAUGAUCCUUUAAUUUGUAAACUUGUGACGCAUGGGAAAGAUCGUGAACAGGCUUUGAAUCGCAUGCGUGAUGCUUUGGACAAUUAUGUGAUUCGUGGUCCAACUCACAAUAUUCCACUUUUACGCGAUAUUGUUGAAGAGAAACAAUUCAGAAGUGGUAAUAUUACAACGAAAUAUUUAAUGGAAACAUAUCCAGAAGGAUUCGGGGGAGCGAAACUAUCGAAAUCUGAGGAAUGCCAUCUUACAGCACUUGCGGCUGCAUUGCAAGCACAUAAAUCUGCUCGAGCACAACAAUUUACCAAUCAAAGUCGUCAACGUGCUACUGUUUAUGAUUCCUAUUCACAUAAGUAUGAAUUUGUUGUUGAGAUGCCACGACAUGAGGAUGAACCAUAUCAUCGUGCCAAUGUACAAGUAACAUUCCCUCAAAACAAAAGUAAUUUCGCGCAGGUUAUGGUUGAUGGUGAAAAAGUCGAUAUCCAUGGUGACAUGAAUCUUGCUCAAUCGGUUCUUCAUUUUACAGUGAAUGGCAAACCAAUGACUAGUCAAAUCGCUUCUAAAAAACCAUGGCAGUUCACUUUGAUCUUUAAAGGAUCACCGUUCAAAAUGAAGAUUAUGCCUGCUUUCGCCCAAAAUAUGUUGCAAUUCAUGAAAGAAAAACCAAAGCUUGAUUUAUCGACAGUUGUUAUUGCACCUAUGCCUGGAGCUAUAAAAUCAGUUUCGGCAACAGCUGGAAUGAUGGUUUCUGAAGGCCAGGAACUAUGUGUUAUGGAGGCAAUGAAAAUGCAAAAUAGUCUUUUAGCCGGCAAAACUGGCAAAGUGAAACAAGUAAAUUGCAAACCAGGUGAUACGGUUGACGAAGGAUUCAUUUUAAUCGAAUUAGAUGUUCGAAAGGAGGAAAUUUUCGAGGAUUUCGCUCGUCUCUGA